UAUGUGUGUGUGUGUAUGUGAUAUCCAGAGAGGAGCACUAGUGUGUGUAAGGUGUUAGGGAGCAGGGCUAAGAAUGAUGAUGGGUUGACCUGGGAAAGGCACAUCACCUGGAAACCUGAAGAACAUGGAAGUCAAAAAGGUCCUCCAUUUUGUGCCAUCUGAGACUCCAUCCACUGGGACAUCCAAGAAUGGCUAUGUUUUCCAGGAGAUGGAGCUGCGUGAUGGGGAGCAGGAGGACUCUGAGCAGCGCAGAGACUCCCCUGUCACUCACAAAGACCACAUCUAUGACAACCAGAUUCAGAUCAGUGUUUCAGAUCCUGACGGCCCCGGCUAUGGGCUUUUAAACACGACAAGAAAAUAUGUAAAGCCAAUGAACUUCCAAGAGGAAGUUCGGGGCCACAGGGACCUGGACGGCUUCUUGGCCGAAGCCAGCAUCCUAUUGGAUGAGAAAGCUGCCACUUUGGAUGAGGUCCUGAAGCGCAUGUUGACUCAUGUGGUGGAGAACGGCCAUGGAAGCUGCGAUGUGGAUGAGGUUAUGGACUCACUGUUCACAGAUGCAGGAGGGAAGGAGGUCAAUGUGCACCUUCUAUCAGAGACCAUUCAGGGUGUAACUGCUACUUCUACUGGCAUUCGCUACCAGCAGUCCUGGCUUUGUAUUCUCUCUAAUGUGAGGAGUCUCCAGAGACGUCACGUCUGCAUUGCCCGUCUGGAGAGGCCACAGAACUGGGGCGUCAACUGCUGUGAAGCUCGUUACGUCAUCCUCAUUCUUGCCCCUCCCAGAACGAAAAGCACGAAGACAGCCAUCGAGCUGGGCAGAACUUUUGCCACCAUGUUCUCAGGCAUUUCCUUCAGACAGAAGCUUCUGGAGACCAAGACCCAGGAGGAGUUCAAACAGGAACUGGUCUACCAGCGACAGCAGCUCUCCAUAGCCAGUGACAAACUGGUCAUAGAGGAAGUGGAGGACACAGACCCACGCAGAGGAAAAGCAAUCGCGUGCAGUGAUUUCUUCAAAGCUGGCAAGGGUGUUUACAAUGACCUUCGUCGAAGACUCCCUCUCUAUCCCUCAGACUUCACAGACGGUAUUAUUGGGAAAGACCGCUGUCUACUGAAAUACACCACCACUGCUAUUUUCCUCUACAUUGCAAUUCUACUGCCUGCUAUCGCCUUUGGCUCACUGAAUGAUGAAAGCACAAGAGGAGAAAUAGAUGUUCAGAAGACCAUUGUUGGGCAGAGCAUUGGAGGCGUGAUCUAUGCGUUGUUUGCUGGCUCACCCCUGGUCAUUCCACUGACCACUGCCCCUCUUGCCAUCUUCAUAAGCGUGAUCAGGGGGAUCUGUGAUGACUAUGACCUAGACUUUGCUGCUUUCUAUGCUUGCAUCGGCUUAUGGAACAGUUUGUUCCUCAUCCUUGGAGGCUUAUUCAAUGUCAGUCUGCUGAUGAAACUUUUCAAACGUUCAACAGAAGAAGUUAUUGCAUUGUUCAUCUCAAUAGCCUUUGUCGUGGAUGCACUGAAAGGCACUGCCAAAAUUUUUCAACACUUCUACCACGGGCCCACGCUGGCUUCUACAAACAGCACUCUGGUGAUUCAGCAUAUUAAGGAGAUUCUGGAGCAGGCUGAGAAUGCAACAGUAUCUGCGCUUGGGCAUGGGAACGAGACUGGACCGGUGACUGGGCAUGCAGAGGGGCACCUGUCAAUCAUCCUGCCUGAAUCUUUGGUGGUAUGCACCAGAGAGAGGCCCAUCCUCUGCCUGUUGCUCAUGCUAGGGACUUUGUGGCUGGGUUAUGCCCUCUACCUCAUCAAGAGGAGCCCAUAUCUGAAUGACAAAAUCAGAGAGGUGGUGUCUGACUGUGCUUUACCAAUCUCUGUGGUGAUAUUUUCUUUCAUCGGCUCCUACCUUUUUCUUGACAUACAACUCCCGGUGUUCAAUGUCUACGAUGGCCCAGUCUUCAAUUUCGCUCCAUUUGACAAGCUGACAGGAAUGAACACUCUCAGUGCUGUGGGCCUGGGCUUCCUCCUUGCAUUGCUCAUUUUCAUAGACCAGAACAUUGUCAUUUCACUCACACAUGUACCAGAACACAAGUUGCUAAAAGGCACAACGUUCCACUGGGACUUAAUGCUGACUGGCUUCAUCAACAUCCUCAUGUCCUGUCUGGGGUUGCCAUGGAUGCACGCUGCCUUCCCACAUUCCUCUCUGCACGCCCGUCAGCUGGCCAAAGUGGAACAGCAUGUCGAGAAUGGACACCUCUACACAACGAUUGUCAGUGUGAGGGAGACACGUUUGACCUCCUUGGCGGCCUACAUCCUGAUUGGCCUGUCGGUGUUCAUGCUGCCCGUCCCACUGCAGUGGAUCCCCAAGCCAGUCCUCUACGGCCUCUUCCUUUACAUCGCAGCUACUUCGCUUGACGGUAACCAGAUGGUGGACCGCAUGGCCCUGCUACUUAAGGAACAGACUUCCUAUCCUCCCACCCACUACAUCCGCCGUGUGCCUCAGAGGAACGUCCACUAUUUCACAGGGCUGCAGAUCAUGCAGCUGAUCAUUCUGUGUGCCUUUGGGAUGUAUCCUCUGCCCUACAUGAAGAUGGUCUUCCCCUUACUCAUGAUCUUGCUUGUCCCUGUCAGGACCAGCUUGCUUCCCAGAUUAAUUGAUGCCAAGUAUCUGGACAUCAUGGAUGCACAGCACAUGUAGAAACACUGAACUCUGUGGCAAACAGCCUCGUAUUCUCCAAAUGCAAGAGAACCAAAGCUAAAGUUCAAUGAUUGUGUUGCUGAUAUGAAACGCAACUGGACUGCAAGAUUUCAGUCUGCGCCCAUUUCUCUUGGAUGGCUGAAGUGUGCCUCUUUGGAGGAGUGACCAAUUUCAUCCCUCAUUUAAUUUCUCAUUGUGGAGCGCAUUUACAAUCAAUAUAGUUGCCUUUUAUAUUUAACAUAUUCCUAUGUCAUUAUUGUAUUUAACAAUAUAGCCAUGAAGGAUUUCAUCUGUUUUGUUACCCCCCACACCCCUUCCAGACACACCCACCCACACAGAGCCCUACUACUUGAAUUAACUUGUUCUUCUACUUGAAUUCAAAGUGGAGGUGAUUGGGGAUAUGUCAGUUUCAAAAUAAUUAUCUUUAUGACCCGAGAUUAUUCAGAAAUCAGUUAACAAACUUGUUCUGUUCAUUUAGACCUAAAAAAAAAAAAAAAAAAAAACACAGUGCAGUUUUGGCUGUGAGGAAAAGCACCAAAUAUUGUUAAUGUACAAUAUUAUGAGGCUUAUUUUUACUGUUCAUUGCAAUAUUGGAUUUAAAUCAAGCUGUUAACAAGCAAAUAAAACGCUUUGAGUCAA
Myripristis murdjan (pinecone soldierfish) is the source of this 3325-nucleotide messenger RNA. Its product is annotated as sodium bicarbonate transporter-like protein 11. The transcript has 20 exons. NCBI's taxonomy places the organism in Eukaryota, Metazoa, Chordata, Actinopteri, Holocentriformes, Holocentridae. Bases 125 to 2686 code for a protein of 853 amino acids. Gene Ontology annotation, biological process: monoatomic ion homeostasis; monoatomic anion transport; transmembrane transport. The record is from RefSeq and is a predicted model, not a curated record. Gene Ontology annotation, cellular component: plasma membrane; basolateral plasma membrane. Gene Ontology annotation, molecular function: solute:inorganic anion antiporter activity.